Molecule: messenger RNA, 406 nt
Organism: Geodia barretti
Lineage: Eukaryota; Metazoa; Porifera; Demospongiae; Tetractinellida; Geodiidae
Source: the annotation of a GenBank genome assembly
GCAAAAACGACUGGAUCAAUCAUAACCCGCAAAACUGGCCAGCGAAAGAGAGCUGCAAACAUCUACCUAUGGAAGCUACCCCAGGAACUACAAAAGGCCAUCAAGAAAGCCACAGAGCCACCACAAUAAUUAUGAAUCGACUUCUGAUACAGAUCAACAAGAGCCAGCCACACCUCCUACCCCAGUGCUAUGCAACUACUCAGAGCUGUCUGAAGGCGGCGGCGAGCUAUGCAGCCACCUCCCACAUCGAGUGAACAGCAGACCAGCGAGGAAGAGCAGAUCACUAAAUUCAACACCCAUAACUCAAAAACAAAACAACAUAUAGUAAUGAAAUUUUAUAAAAAUGGAGAUAUCCGUCCCCCGAAGAGACUGGUCAUACUUAUAUCUUUGUAAACAGCAACAAAUA